This is a messenger RNA of Protopolystoma xenopodis, 336 nucleotides long. The record is from the annotation of a GenBank genome assembly. Lineage: Eukaryota; Metazoa; Platyhelminthes; Monogenea; Polystomatidea; Polystomatidae.
AUGCCUCCUCCCUAUGCAGGUCUGCCGGGAAAAAUUGAAUACAAGGGACGCGCAGAACACCCUGAGCGUUUGCUAUGGCCACCACGCUUCCGGCUGGAGACUUGCGGCUCCCAGUGUGCUCAGCCAGCCCUCCAGGCAAGACUUCAGCUGCUCUCUGGCAAGCCUGGUGAGGUGUUGAGCACAGCCAACCAGGCCAAGUGUCUCCAUGACCCCGACAACCUCAUUCGGCAACGCGUGCUCUGCGGUAAGAAAAUGGGGCCUGGAGACUUGGGCUUCAUCAGCGGCUCUGUUAUACUUGUCCUAAUGAUUUCAAGUUGGCAUCUAGACCUCACUUGA